GCAAUUUGGCGCGCUGCUCGUGCCCCCGCAGUGUGUGCGCGCUGCUCGUGCCCCCGCAGUGUGUGCGUGCUGGCGCAAAGCGCGGCCUUCCGCUCUGUGCUCGUCCUCAUCAACAACAACAAUAACAACAACCGGACAAAGUGGCUCCCGGUGAGCCGCCAGAGGACCCCGCUGCCCCCCGGGCCGCCGUGACGAUGGCAGAGACGGUGAAGUACGUGGACGACCAACACAAGAGCAUCUUCCUGAAGCUGCUGAACGAGCAGCGGCUGGAGGGCGAACACUGCGACAUCGCUGUGGUGGUCGAAGACGUCAAGUUCCGCGCUCACCGCUGUGUGCUGGCCGCCUGCUCCAACUACUUCAAGAAGCUCUUCAAGAAACACGAGGUGGACAACUCCUCUGUGAUUGAAAUCGACUUCAUCCGCUCGGACAUCUUUGAGGAGGUGCUGAACUACAUGUACACGGCCAGGAUCUCCGUGAAGAAGAGCGACGUCAACCUCAUGAUGUCUUCAGGACAGAUACUCGGCAUCCGUUUCCUCGACAAGCUCUGCUCUCAGAAACGAGACGUGUCCUCAGAGGACAAAGACAAGUUCCCGUUUGACAUCGUGAAGAUGGCGCUGCCGCCCGAGGCCCAGCUGGCCGCUGACGCCGAGGUCCUUGGGGAACACCAUGACACGCCCACUAGUGAUGACCUCGCUGAGGCGUCAGCCAAUCAGGAGCUGGACAAGUCCCCCAGCGCCGCGCUGCGCGUGCAGGAGGCCAUCCUGAAGGAGCUGACCAACGAGGACGUCCACAAGGUCACCUGCUACGACCAGGACAUGGAGGCGGAGCCUAAGGAGCUGGGGGCGGAGCACCACACCGCGGAGACGCUGGCCUUCGCAGACAGCCUGGAGGUGAAGGACGAGCAGCCGCCCGGCUGGGCCAACGCCGCCGCUGACAUGAAGUUCGAGUACCUGCUGUACGGCCACCGCGACCAGCUGGCCUGCCAGGUGUGUGGCAAGAGCUUCCUGGACGAGAGCCGGCUCAGGAAGCACGAGAAGCUGCACUCGGCCGAGCGGCCGUUCGCCUGUGAGAUCUGCACCAAGGCUUUCACCACGCACGCCCACCUGAAAGAGCACCUGAAGAUCCACACGGGCUUCAAACCGUACCGGUGUGACGUUUGUGGGAAAUCGUUCAUUCGAGCUCCGGACCUGAAGAAACACGAACGAGUUCACAGCAACGAGCGGCCCUUCGCCUGCCAGCUGUGUGAGAAGGCCUUUAAACACAAGUCUCACCUGAAGGAUCAUGAGAGGCGACAUCGAGGAGAGAAGCCCUUCGUCUGCCCGUCCUGCCCCAAGGCCUUCGCCAAGGCGUCGGACCUGAAGCGCCAUGACAACAACAUGCACGGCGAGAGGAAGCAGCUGAGCGCCCUGCAGAGCGACACGGAGGCGCUGCAGGCCGCCGCCAUGGCCGCCGAGGAGCAGCAGGACGCCAUCGGCUGCUCCUGACACCUGACUCCGCCCCCUUGCCCAUGGCUCCUCCUACUAACCAUGGCCCCGCCCCCUGGACACUGGAGUAUGUUCCCUGUAGGUUUCUUGAUCUGUUUUUAACCCGGAGCUGUUAUUUCCUGCUCUGCUCGGAGACCAUGAACUGAUCUGAGCGGUCACGUGAUCGGCGUGUUCUUAACGUGUUCUUAACGUGUUCUGAACAUGGACUCCUGGCUUCAUGUAUGAUUUGUGUGUUUGUAAAUGGUCCGUUUUGUACAUAAAGUGUUGUUUAUAAAGUUGUUGUUCUGUUCAGUUUCAUGAGCAGAGCGGCUGUGUUUUAA
This is a messenger RNA of Pseudoliparis swirei, 1804 nucleotides long. RefSeq names its product zinc finger and BTB domain containing 14 (gene zbtb14). NCBI's taxonomy places the organism in Eukaryota, Metazoa, Chordata, Actinopteri, Perciformes, Liparidae. Gene Ontology annotation, biological process: regulation of transcription by RNA polymerase II. Gene Ontology annotation, molecular function: protein binding; RNA polymerase II cis-regulatory region sequence-specific DNA binding; DNA-binding transcription factor activity, RNA polymerase II-specific. The record is from RefSeq and is a predicted model, not a curated record. The transcript has 10 exons. The coding region runs from base 195 to 1484 and encodes 429 amino acids. Gene Ontology annotation, cellular component: nucleus.